Eriocheir sinensis (Chinese mitten crab) is the source of this 3236-nucleotide messenger RNA. RefSeq names its product ubiquitin-like modifier-activating enzyme ATG7 (gene Atg7). The transcript is spliced from 16 exons. The record is from RefSeq and is a predicted model, not a curated record. Gene Ontology annotation, molecular function: Atg12 activating enzyme activity; Atg8 activating enzyme activity. Bases 204 to 2267 code for a protein of 687 amino acids. Gene Ontology annotation, biological process: C-terminal protein lipidation; protein modification by small protein conjugation; cellular response to nitrogen starvation. Gene Ontology annotation, cellular component: cytoplasm; phagophore assembly site. Lineage: Eukaryota; Metazoa; Arthropoda; Malacostraca; Decapoda; Varunidae.
AAGCUCGUUGUGCUUGAGGGAGGUAAACAAACGCCAGUCAUUAUCAGCUGGUGCCAGAGACGCCCCUCUCCGCCCCGCCCCCGCCCCGCCCCGCUCCGCCCCGCCCAUGUGCUGCCCGCCACGCCCACACCGCUGCACGCCACAAGGGGGACUGUCAGAAUAAUUCAGUGAGGGAAGGUGUAGCAGCCAGCGUUGCCCCCAAGAUGGAGGAGCAAACUCUCCUUCAGUUUGCUCCGUUCAGCUCGGCGGUAGAUGCCGGCUUUUGGCACCACUUCACGCAGCUCAAGCUGGAUGUGCUGCAGCUUAAUGACCAGGCCGUUCCCAUGGCUGGCAGCUUCACCAACAGCGACACCCCGGGACUGCCGCCGCGCCUCCAUGUGGAAUACAAUGCACUGGAGAGGAGACAAGUCCCCUCCAGUUGGUCCUGCCAUGCAACAGGGAAGGUCAUCAACACCAACACCAUCGAGGAGUUCCGCAACCGAAGCAAACAAGACCUGCUGAGGGAGUCUGCCGCUUCACUGUGGGAGGCCAUCACCUCGGGCCGGGCUCUGGAGGACCCUUCACUGCUGGCAUCUUUCUUACUCUUUACUUUUGCAGACUUGAAGAAGUACCACUACUACUACUGGUUUGCCUUCCCAGCGUUCACAUUCCCAAAAGUUAUGUACACCAAGCCUCCACAAACGCUCUCGGAAGCCUUCACUCCUAAAGAGGUUUCUUCUCUGCUAACAUCCUACAUGAGUCAAGAGACAGAGUGUGAUCGCGGCUUCUUCAGCAUUACCAAGUGUGGCGAGGAGUGCGCCAUCCACCCGCUCAGGGAUUACCCCAGCCUCAGGACGGCAGCCAAGGAUCCUGACAGAGAGGUGUACCUUGGCAUAUCAGACCCCAGCACACUGCCCAGCAACCCUGGCUGGACACUGCGCAACCUCCUCACCCUGGCGGCUGUCCAAUGGUCCCAGCAGUGGAGGAGCCAUAAAGUUCUCUGCCUGAGGGUGAUAACCAGGAGUGGCGUGCAGAAUGCCAUGCACAGCCUUGUUCUGGAUGUUGACCUUGGCGAUGAAGCUGACUCCCUCCUGCCCUCCGAGAUGCCUCCGAGUCUUGGCUGGGAGAAGAAUGAGCGCGGGAAGAUGGGCCCCCGCAUGGUGAACCUGUCAGCAAAUAUGGACCCCACCAAGUUGGCUGAGUCAGCUGUGGACUUGAACCUGAAGCUCAUGAGGUGGCGAGUUGCACCUCAGCUGGACCUGGGCAUCAUUCACAGGACCCGCUGCCUCCUGCUGGGGUCCGGGACACUGGGCUGUGCCGUGGCCCGCUGCCUCAUGGGCUGGGGCGUCCGACACCUGACUCUGGUGGACAACGGAAAGGUGUCGUACAGCAACCCAGUGAGGCAAAAUCUCUACACCUUCAAGGACUGCCAGAAUGGCGGCCGUUACAAGGCUGUGGCCGCUGCCGAGGCGCUCCUGGAGAUUUUUCCGAAGAUGAACAGUAAAGGUGUGGUGCUGAGCAUCCCCAUGCCCGGCCACACCAUUGGAGAGAGCCUGCUGAAGCAAGUGAAGGAGGACGUGGCCACCUUGGAGCAGCUCAUUGAGGAGCACGAUGCUGUCUUCCUGCUCAUGGACUCCAGGGAGAGCAGGUGGCUGCCAACAGUGAUUGGGGCUGCCAAGGAAAAGCUGGUCCUCACGGCUGCUCUGGGCUUUGACUCCUUCCUUGUGAUGAGGCACGGCAUGAGGCAGGCCGGCACAGGGAGCCCCCAGCCCGCCAGCACGGCCAUCCCUCGCGAUUCCAUCCCCGGCCACAUGCUGGGCUGCUACUUCUGUAACGAUGUCGUGGCCCCAGGGAAUGUGAGUUCCACACACGACCGCACGCUGGACCAGCAGUGCACGGUGACUCGGCCGGGGGUGUCCUACUUGGCCGCCGGGCACGUCACGGAGAUGCUGGUAGCCACCCUUCAGCACCCUGACAAAGGGUUCGCUGAGGCCAGUGUGCAGGAGCACGGAGGGGUGAAGGAGGGCGUGCUGGGCCCGGUGCCUCACUCCCUGCGCGGGUUCCUGGGACGGCACCAGCUCCUGACCCCUGCCUCCACCGCCUUUGACCAGUGUUCAGGAUGCUGCAGCCAGGUUUUGAAUGCUUACAAAGAUGAAGGCUUUGAAUUUCUCCUCAAAGUCUUCAACUCCACGGCCUACCUGGAGGAGGUGUCCGGCCUGAACAAACUCCACCAGUGUGUUGAUGACUCUCAGGUGUGGGAGCUGAGCGAUGAUGAGGAUAUGGACUGAGGAUCACGCUGCAGAGAUGGUCACUGUCUUGUGUCAGUAUUGGUGUCCAUAGACUCUGGCACGCUUGUGCCUCAGCACAGUGCUGGUGGUUGUCAGCCAAGUCCAGUAGUAUGCCCAUUCUUGCCACUUAGUGCUGUGCUGUUUCCAAGACUUCAGGGAGUGCUGUGUGCUGAGCCUGGAGUGCAGGCUGUGCUGGCUGUUGCAGGCCACGGCUGCACUGGACAAAAGCAUCUCCAGAACAUAGUUUUAACAUGGUCUCUUUGGGGAGACAAGCUCAUGCUGGUCAGUUCUUUCUCUUUUAAUUAUGGUAGAAAUAUUUUUAAAAGCAUCAUUAUUAUUUGCAGUGGUGAUGAAAGCAGGGACGUCUGUGAUAACAUAGUAUUGUUAAUAAUGGUAUGCCAAACAGCUUGAGUUGAGGGUGUUGAGAAGGAUGGGGUUACUCCAGUAGUCAGGCCUAAGGAAUGUGCCCUUGUUAUCCUUUGCAUCGGAGCCGCUGACUGACUGCCGGAGCACCAGAUAUACUAUUGUUCUAUAAGGAUUGUGAAAUGUCUUCAGCCUCAGAUAUUUUUCUUUGGUGACUUAAAAUGUUAAAACCUUCAGUAGUAAGAUUCUUGGGCAGUGUGCAGACAGCUGGAUUUCCACUCUGGUCUUUAUGAAUCCUUCCCCCUCAGAGCUGCAUUAGUCCCCAUGACUUCCUGGCAGCAUGUUCCUGCUGUGAACUUGUUGUGCAGCUUCAGGGGCAGGGACCCCUGUGUUUGUAUGACCAGUCAGAGUGAAGGUGGGAGUUCAGUGGUAGUCAGCAACAAUGGAAAGAGUAAAUGAAGGGCCAGAUGGGGGCAUGGGCCACAUUUUUCAUGUUCCACAAGUACAGCCAUAACUCUGCUGGAGAAGUUGCCUCACAAGUGUGACUUAAAGAUUAUGUCCCAGAAAUCUACCAUUCUUUGUUAUAAAAUAAAAGUUAUAAACAGU